CAGAGAUGACGCAACAGAGCAGGAGAGCGUUGGUUAAGACGAGGAUGGAAGGAAAUUCUUCUUUGCAGCCACGGAGCUGAGAGUUCCACCACAAACAACCUUCUAUAAAUAGCUUCCAAGCUGCAGACAUCUUCCCUUCGAGCUGUUCUGUUCGGAGUGGUCGGUGUUGUUGCGACGAUUAGCAGGGAGAGCGACAGAGGAACAAUGUCGGGUCCUCAGUGCUGCGCUAAUCCUCCGUCUCUCAACCCGACCUGCGGGUCGGGCCGCGUGGAGAAGAUCGCCGGCCUCAGUACUUACGUCACCGGGCUGCCUGAUUCCAAGCGCACCAUUCUUCUCGUGUCUGAUAUAUUUGGAUAUGAAGCUCCAAAUUUGAGGAAACUCGCGGACAAGGUUGCAGCAGUUGGGUUCUAUGUGGUCGUGCCCGACUAUUUUUAUGGCGAUCCUUAUAACCCUGAAAAUGCUGAGAGGCCUGUCCCAGUUUGGAUAAAAGAUCAUGGACAACAUAAGGGAUUUGAAGAUACAAAACCGAUCAUUGAAGCUCUGAAAAGCAAAGGGUUAUCUCCCAUUGGUGCUGCCGGCUUUUGCUGGGGUGCCAAGGUAGUGGUCGAACUGGCAAAGUGUGAGCUCAUUCAUGCUGCGGUGCUAUUACAUCCUUCAUUUGUCACUCUUGACGAUAUCAAAGCGGUUAAGGUUCCGAUUUCAGUGCUGGGAGCUGAGAAAGAUCAGAUGUCUCCCCCCGAACUCGUGAAACAGUUUGAGGAGGCUCUUGCUGCCAAACCCGAGGUUGAUGCGUUCGUGAAGAUCUUCCCAAAAGUUUCGCAUGGAUGGACGGUGAGGUACAAUGUAGGGGAUGCAGAGACCGUGAAGUGUGCUGAGGAGGCGCACCAGGACAUGACUGAGUGGUUCGUGAAAUAUCUCAAGUAAAAAACGAAAAGAAAAGAAAAGAAAAAUGCCGCGUAUUAGAAUUAUAUGGACAAAGCAGUAUUUUGGUAAUAAAAAUCGAGUAUGGUGUAGUUUGUAUAUUGGAUAUAUGAACGUUUGCCCGUUGCUGGGAGGGGAGCUCUCCGGAAGGGGACUUCAUUUGUAACAGUUGUGAAUAAGGAAUAAAAUUAUCUGUGGGCUCGUGACCUUGAGGUUGGUCUUCAUUUCACGACCGAGGAAUUCGGGUCGAAGGAUGGAUAAAGAUCGAUAGAUGUAAUUGAUUUCUUGUAUUGGGAAA
Punica granatum (pomegranate) is the source of this 1219-nucleotide messenger RNA. The record is from RefSeq and is a predicted model, not a curated record. NCBI's taxonomy places the organism in Eukaryota, Viridiplantae, Streptophyta, Magnoliopsida, Myrtales, Lythraceae.